ACAUAAGCUAACAAGUCAAUCAAUUAAGCUAAAUCCAAAUCCAAAGACCCACUAAAAUGCUUGUAUCUACUACUGUAUCUAUCAUCAACCAUGUAAAAAAAUUCAUCAAAAAACAAGAAUAAUAAGAAAUUAAUGGGUUUGUGCAAUAAUAUGAAAGGGGUUGUGAUAAAGGCAUGGGAAAUGGGACGAUCCGACCCGAGAAAAGUGGCGUUUUCAGCAAAGUUGGCUUUGACUUUAGCUUUGAUAUCUUUGUUCAUAGUUUGGAAAGAGCCUUUUCCUGACAUCAGUGCACAUUAUGUUUGGGCUGUUCUUACUGUUGUUAUUGUCUUUGAAGUCAGCAUAGGAGCAACCUUUAGCAAAGGAUUUAACCGUGGACUUGGGACUUUGUCGGCUGGUGGACUUGCUGUAGCCAUGGCUGAGUUAGCUCGCUUUUGUGAACGAGCUGGUGAUGUAUGGGAUGAAGUUGCUAUCAUUGUUAGCAUACUUACAAUUGGAUCACUUGCAACUUUCGCAAAACUUUACCCUACAUUGAAGGCCUAUGAGUAUGGAUUUAUAGUGUUCACUUUGACCUAUGUGUACAUAAUGGCUUCUGGGUAUCGUGCAAGUGACUUUAUAGAUACUGCCAUAAGUUUUUUUUUGCUAAUAGCACUGGGUGUCGUUGUUAGUGUGCUUGUGAAUGUUGGCAUCUAUCCUAUCUGGGCUGGUGAAGAUCUACAUAAUUUGGUGGUUAAGAAUUUCAACGGCGUUGCUAAUUCCCUGGAAGGUUGUAUUAAUUGUUAUCUCAAUUGUGUUGAAUAUGUAAGGAUUCCUUUGAAUAUUCUUACUUACCAAGCUCAUGAAGAUCCGCUUUACACCGGCUACAGAUCGGCCGUGGAAUCUAAAAGUCAAGAGGAUACUUUGUUGGGCUUUGCUAUCUGGGAGCCACCUCAUGGUGCUUACAAGAUGUACAAGUUUCCUUGGAGAAACUUUGUGAAAGUUAGUGGUGCUUUACGGCAUUGCUCUUUUAUGGUUAUGGCUUUGCAUGGAUGCAUACUUUCGGAAAUACAGGCUCCUGCAGAGAGGAGGCGAGUUUAUCAUGUCGAACUUCAAAGGGUAGGCACUGCUGGCGCUAAUGUGUUACGUGAACUUGGUAACAAAGUUAUGAAAAUGGAAAAACUAGGGUUGGUAGAUAUUCUACUUGAAGUACACGAGGCAGCUGAAGACCUGCAAAAAAAGGUUGACAAAACGUCAUAUCUUCUAGUAGAUUCAGACAAUUGGGAUACCGGGGAACCACCAAACGAAGAUCCUGGAGACUUCAUAAACAUUGAAGAUCCAUAUGUAUAUAACGAAGACAACACAUUAAAUGAAGCCCAACUUGAGCUUGGAACAUUAAGGGGUCCCGGUAGUAUAAGUAACAAUUUACCUUGGGGGGGCACAAAUGGUCAUCACAGGUCAUUAACCCAACAAUUCUCGUAUAAACCUGAAAGAAUGGUGAUUCAAGAUGAACACGACAUGUAUCAUAGCGCUAGUUUACUUUCCUUAGUAACCUUUACGAAUCUUCUGAUUGAAUUUGUUGCGAGGCUCCAGAAUUUGGUGUCGGAAUUUGAAGAAUUGAGUGAGAAAGCAAAGUUUAAGGAUCCACUAGCAGAAGAAAUAAUGGAAGAGGAAAUCUGUGGGGUGUGGACACGGUUAUGGAGGCAUCCAAAGCCUAGAAAUAGAAAUGAAAACUUGUUAGAUUAAUUAGAAAACCGAAGUUUGAUAAAUACUUGUUAUGUUUUGUAGAAAACCGAAAUUUGUGUUGUGAUGCUUCAGAGUAGUAAGCCUGAAUUGAAUUUGGUUUUUCAGCCAUGGAAAAAAAGGUUUGACCUAAA
Messenger RNA from Erigeron canadensis, 1850 nucleotides. RefSeq names its product aluminum-activated malate transporter 9-like. The coding region runs from base 133 to 1719 and encodes 528 amino acids. The transcript has 6 exons. The record is from RefSeq and is a predicted model, not a curated record. Gene Ontology annotation, cellular component: plant-type vacuole membrane. NCBI's taxonomy places the organism in Eukaryota, Viridiplantae, Streptophyta, Magnoliopsida, Asterales, Asteraceae. Gene Ontology annotation, biological process: malate transport.